This is a messenger RNA of Temnothorax curvispinosus, 663 nucleotides long. RefSeq lists its product as uncharacterized. The record is from RefSeq and is a predicted model, not a curated record. The transcript has a single exon. Bases 1 to 663 code for a protein of 220 amino acids. Lineage: Eukaryota; Metazoa; Arthropoda; Insecta; Hymenoptera; Formicidae.
AUGUCUCGGGAUCUCACUAACCUGCUCAUCGCCCAAGGCGAGGCGAUUGCUACGCUCAAGCGAUCGCUGAUCAACUUCAAGAAACUUCCAAAGGCUCAGGUCACUCUCCUUAAGACGAAGGGGAGACUGACGAAUUUGGAGGGGCUCUGGAAGGAAGUUCAAGCCCUCCACGUCCAGAUUCUACAAACGGCUACAGCGGAGGAGAAGUCGACCCCCUACUUUCAACAAGAGGAAUUUCUCGCCGCAGAGGAAGCCUACUUCGACGCGGCAGACCACCUCCACGAGGUCAUCGGUAAAUUAGGUAACGACGCUCCGAGCGCGUCGGAUCGAGGUAACGAGUCAUCUUAUCGUGACGCGCCCUUCGGAAUGUCAAUGCAUUUGCUUCGUAUCUCGCUUCCGAACUUUUCGGGUGCUUUCCCAGAAUGGGAAUAUUUUCGCGAAAUUUUCGAGUUCCUCGUAGACAAGAAUGAAUCCCUCACGAAAACUCAAAAGUUGCAUUACUUGAAAGCGAGCCUAUCCGGCGAGGCUUCGUUGCUGAUUAACAAUCUUAAAGUUUCUGACGCGAACUACGAGGCAGCGUGGCAAGUUCUCGUUGACGAGUACGACAACCGUGCCGCGAUUAUUCCCGCGUUAUUCACGCGUUCGCUGACUUGCCGCAUAUGA